This is a messenger RNA of Aedes albopictus (Asian tiger mosquito), 925 nucleotides long. It is a transcript of the gene snf, whose product is annotated as U1 small nuclear ribonucleoprotein A. The coding region runs from base 118 to 768 and encodes 216 amino acids. The record is from RefSeq and is a predicted model, not a curated record. Gene Ontology annotation, cellular component: U1 snRNP. Gene Ontology annotation, molecular function: U1 snRNA binding. NCBI's taxonomy places the organism in Eukaryota, Metazoa, Arthropoda, Insecta, Diptera, Culicidae. Gene Ontology annotation, biological process: mRNA splicing, via spliceosome. The transcript has a single exon.
UUGAGGUUUGACAGCCGCAAAAAAAAUCGUGUCUUGCACGGGAACCGCUUGCUUUCUCCCCGGAAAACAAAAAUUCAGUGAAAUUUCGGUACAAAUUCUGCACUAAAUCGCUUCAAAAUGGACAUCCGCCCGAGCCACACCAUCUACAUCAACAACCUGAACGAGAAGAUCAAGAAGGAAGAGCUGAAAAAGUCGCUUUAUGCGAUCUUCUCCCAGUUCGGUCAGAUUCUCGACAUCGUCGCGCUGAAGACGCUGAAAAUGCGAGGCCAAGCGUUCAUCAUUUUUAAGGAAAUCGCGAGUGCCACCAACGCGAUGCGGACCAUGCAGGGAUUCCCGUUCUACGACAAGCCGAUGCGCAUCAACUACUCCAAGACCGACAGCGACGUGAUCGCCAAAAUGAAGGGCACAUUCAAGGAACGGCCGAAGAAGGCUCGAGCACCCAAGCCGGUCCACCAGGAGGACAAGAAGUCGAAGAAGCAGAAGAAUGCCGAAGCCGGUGCGGCGGCCAGUAAUUCCGCCACGGCCGAACAACCGCCCAACCAGAUUCUCUUCCUGACGAACCUGCCGGAGGAAACCAACGAAAUGAUGCUGUCCAUGUUGUUCAACCAGUUCCCAGGCUUCAAAGAGGUCCGGCUGGUGCCCAACCGGCAUGAUAUCGCGUUCGUUGAGUUUGCCACGGAGUUGCAGAGCGGGGCCGCCCGCGAGGCUCUACAGGGCUUUAAGAUUACGCCGACGCACGCGAUGAAAAUCUCGUUCGCCAAGAAGUAGGAGGGCGGCUUUAGGAUAAGUAUUUCGAUUUUACGUUUAAGAAUGGUAUGUAUGGGUCCGUACAUAAAUCUGAAUUCAAUAAACCAUGAAGCAUUGCACUUCCGCUUUCAUGGUUUGUGGGUGCGGCUGGGCGAUGACUUCUUUUUGGGAAGCUAAA